Messenger RNA from Nannospalax galili (Upper Galilee mountains blind mole rat), 779 nucleotides. It is a transcript of the gene Nudt8, whose product is annotated as nudix hydrolase 8. Gene Ontology annotation, molecular function: coenzyme A diphosphatase activity. The coding region runs from base 76 to 708 and encodes 210 amino acids. The record is from RefSeq and is a predicted model, not a curated record. The transcript is spliced from 4 exons. NCBI's taxonomy places the organism in Eukaryota, Metazoa, Chordata, Mammalia, Rodentia, Spalacidae.
CGGCUCUGGGCGGGGCCAGCGCGCCUCUGGGUCCUUCCCCGGUCGCCGGCGCCCUCGGUCCGGGUCAUUCAGGACAUGCUGCCCGACUGCCUGUCCGCGGAGGGCGAACGGCGCUGCCGGCGGCUGCUGGCGGGGACCACGGCUCGCCUCCGCUCGCGGCCUGCAGCGGCCGCGGUGCUUGUGCCGCUGUGCCUGGUGCGCGGGGCCCCGGCGCUGCUCUACACGCUGCGCUCCAGCCGCCUGGCCGGGAGGCACCGGGGGGACGUCAGUUUCCCAGGCGGUAAGUGUGAUCCUGCUGAUCAAGAUGUGAUACACACAGCCCUGCGGGAGACUCGGGAGGAGCUGGGCCUGGAAGUGCCUGAGGAGCAGGUGUGGGGUGUCCUGCAGCCUGUGUAUGACCGGGAAAAGGCCACCAUAGUACCUGUGCUUGCCAGUGUGGGCCCACUGGAUCUGCAGAGCCUCAGGCCCAACCCCAAGGAGGUGGAUGAGGUGUUUGAGUUGCCACUGGCCCACCUGCUGCAGACACAGAAUCAGGGCUAUACCCACUUCUGCAAGCAUGGCCACUUCCGCUACACACUGCCCGUCUUUCUGCAUGGACCACACCGAGUCUGGGGAAUCACAGCUGUCAUCACUGAGUUCACCCUGAAGCUGCUGGCCCCUGGUGUCUACCAGCCCUUCCUAGCCGGCCCCGAGUUGCCCAGGGGUUGAGGCCUGGCCCUCCCACGUCUUUGCCUUCACAUGGCCACUCCAGGACUGAUUAAAGAGUCUGUGACAACUUA